GCCUUGAAGGCAUCACCAUUUCCACAGACAGUCAGGCAGUUCCAGCAAACACACUAAACAAAUAGAACAACACAUACAUACGUACACAUAGUCAGUUAGCUUACAAAAUGGACCAAAGUGUGGAGCGUAAAGGGUCUCUCCAGACCAGGCCAACAGUGACGGAAGACGAACCCCAUCUGACGCCUCAGCUCAAGAAGCACUACGAGGCGGAGGCGGAGAUUUUGAGGCUUCUGCUGGACCUGGAGAUCCGCUAUCGGGACUUCUACGACCUGUAUCAGUGUGAAAUGAAGGCGCAGGACAUACUAAUCGAGCGCAUUUGGCUGCUAACCCAGCGUUAUUUGAUACUGAUCAGUUCGGAGCAGGGGUGUCAGUAUCCCGAGGUCUAUACCAGGUCCACCGAGGAGGCUAUCAUCAAUGAGUACCAGGAGAAGUUGGAAGUGGUGCGAGUCUCUAACAAUACCAUAAAGGCAGCUCUAAUGAAGGUGAGUGAACACUGCAAGGAGUUCUAUGCCGCCUAUGACAAGCUGGAUAAAACCCAGGAGACGCCUUUGCUGUUGGGCGACAAACACCACCGAUGCAUUAAGUACCACAAGAUAAUGGCUGUCGAUAUCUUUAACUAUUUCUACGCCAUGGUCCUAAAGCUAAAGUGCUACAUGCACCAGCUGGAUCCCAUGAGUGUGGAGAGUGUCGAGGAGUAUCGCUUGGUGCUCCAAAAGGAAGUCCUAAUGGAAGAGUUCGAAGAGUAUCUAAAGAUGCGCUUCGUCUACUGCCGGUGCCUGCUGCCGACGCAAACCUGCCCCAUCUUGAAGCUGAAGUGUUCCCAUCAGAACCUUGAAAAUUUGAAGUAUGUCAGUAGAAUCUAAUAAGACCAAGCCCAAAUGACGUAUAUAGUAGUAACAAUAAAUAGAAGCCUUGUAACACA
This is a messenger RNA of Drosophila serrata, 922 nucleotides long. RefSeq lists its product as uncharacterized. The record is from RefSeq and is a predicted model, not a curated record. Lineage: Eukaryota; Metazoa; Arthropoda; Insecta; Diptera; Drosophilidae.